UAUUAACCAAUUUUAAUUUGGACGCCAAAUACAUACGCACCAUAUUAUCCAAUGAAAUUGAAUCUGAUUGGUGAAUUGUCUUAUAUCUGAUAUGAAUAUAUUCACAUAUGUAACAAUUACUUACAUACAAAAAUUUAAGCUAAUAAAUAGCUUAGUUUUAAAUAUAUAUCAAUUAUAUAUAUAUAUAUAGUAAACAAGGUGGAAGUAUGUUAAUAAAUGAUGAAAUGAUAUUUUUUCUUUCUUCAGUUUAUUCAUCAAAAAUAACAAAAUCACAGAAAAUUAUUGAUUUCUAAAAAGCAUAAAUAUUGAUCGAUUGAAAAAAGAAAAUUGUUUCCACCAUUGUUCAUAUCUUAUGGAUUAAUAAUUGUUUUAUACAUAUAUUUAUAUGAUACAUUUGUAUAAAAUAACUAACAUAAUGAAAUAUCUUCAUACAAUAUUAUAGUAAUCAUGAGUUAUAUAUGGUUAAUAUGGUGUAUUCUAACAUGGAUAACAGCUAUAUUAUGUACAAUUGGUUGUUUAUUACCAUAUUGGUUAAAUGGUAAAAUUUUAUCAAAUUCAGAAAUCACUACUUUCAAUGAAAAUCAUUUAAAAUAUACUACUUAUAAUACAGAUUUAAUAAGUACAUUAAAUUUAUUUCGUCGUUGUAUUUAUCCAAUUUAUACAAAUUUAGUUACAGAUAUCUUAUUAGAAGAUCCAGAAAAAUCUUUAAUAUUUUUUAAUCAACCAAUUAAAUAUAAAUUAAAUUUAAAACAAAAUUUUAUUGAAUCAUCAUUGAUAAAUAUACAAAUUAAUUGUGGUUAUUAUGAAUUUUUUAAUAUACCACAUAUAACAUGGAGAAUAAGUUUAAUAUUAUUAAUUAUUAGUUGUUGUAAUUUAUUUUUUUUAUCAUUUAUUUUAUCAUUUAUUGGUUGUUAUUUAAAGUUUCUAUGGCAAUUAAAUAUACAUCGUAUAUGUCAAUUUGGAUUAAUGUUUUCUGGUCUUAUGAUCCUUUUAUGUUGCAUCCUGUUUCCUAUUGGGUGGUCUAAUAACGAUGAAAUUGUUCAAAUAUGUGGUGAAAGGCGUUCACGAUUCGAUCUAGGUCACUGUCAACUUGGAUGGGCCUAUGUCGUCACAAUAAUGAGCGGUUUAUUGUCAAUCUUUAGUUCUGUCUUUCCAAAUCUAUGCUUUCCAAAGAUACUAUUUGAAAUUAAACAAAAUAACAAAUUUCAGCGUACUAAAUUUAAUAAAAACCAAACAAAUGAUGGAUUAUUACCACAUUUUUUAACCCAUGAUUUGUCAAUGACGCCAACAAUUGUAGCACCAGCUACACCAGGUGGACCACCAUCAGUUGAAACUGUAUCGACCAGUUUACGCACAUCUGAUCCACGUAUUCAUCAUGUUGAUUUCGAAUCACCAUGGUUAAAAACUUGGGCUUGUUUAAACACACCCAUUCAACAGCAAUCACAUGGACCAGUGGUAUUAAUACACCCGGAUUAUAAUUUAUCUUCCUAUUCCGGUGGUUGUUAUAAUGGAGAUAAUCAAUUAGGCUAUAGUCAAGGAAGUUUAGAUGAUACUUCAUCGGUUGGGACAGAGAAGAAAUCCGGAAUUGUUAAUCCAAUGAAAUCGGAUAUUCCCAGAAAUUUGAUGCAAAACAUAGAAAACAGUAAAAGUAACAAUUAGAUGAAUGAUUUGGAACAAAUUCAUAAUAUCUUAUAUGAUCUUUCACAUUAUGUAUUAAUUCAUAACACAUGAACUAUUUGCAUUGUUCCUACCUAAGUUAGAAAAAGUAUUUCACGUACACCGACUUUAUCUUAUAUAUAUAUUUCAUUGACGAAAUGAUAAUGUAUAAUUAUAUGUAUCUCUCAAGAAUUUUUCAUUGAGCAUUCUGCUUCUUUUUUGAAAUAUAUAUAUAUAUGAAGUGGA
Molecule: messenger RNA, 1902 nt
Organism: Schistosoma rodhaini
Lineage: Eukaryota; Metazoa; Platyhelminthes; Trematoda; Strigeidida; Schistosomatidae
Source: the annotation of a GenBank genome assembly